UCUCUUCUCCUUUCUUCAUCUUCUUCUCAUUUUCUCAAAGUCUCCAACAACAACAUCAUCAUCAUCAUCUUCUUAUUCUUCUUCUUCUUCUUCUUCUUCAUGGCUUCAUUUCUUCCAACAUCCCUAAACUCGCCAUCACCCCCAACCCUAACCACAUCGCACCGCCGCCGCAACCACACUACGCCGUCGCCGCAACCACACUGCGCCGCCGCCGAUCUUAGCCCAUAUCGCGCCUCCAUCUCCAACCACCAACAAACCUCAAAACACCGACCUAGAAAGCAGGGGGCUUGGCUGAGUUUGAAGAGAAAGAGGGGGAUUUGGCUGGAUUUGAAGAGAAAGAGAGAGAUUUGACUUCAGAUCUGGAUAAUGGUGGAGGAACUGCAGAGUUUGGUUUCAGAUAUGAAGAAUGACGGAGGGAGACUACCUUCUUCUUCUUCUUCUUUUGGGUUUUUUUUGCUUCUUUGAUCUGAGGAGGUUUGGGGGUGGUAGCUCUAUAUGGUUAUACAUGCGUUGGGAUUUUUGGGUUGGGGUUUUUGGGUUUCUGAGCUUGAUUUGUUUCAGUUUGUGUUUCUAGGUUUCGAUUUGUGUUUUGGCUUCUGAUUUGUGUUUUGGGUUUUGUGGGUGGUGGUUCUGGACGUUGAAGAUGUUGCAGUGGUGGUUCAGUUUUGGAGGCUGGGUAUUUUUUCCUGGGUUUUGGGGUUGGAGUUCAGCUCAAAUGAAGAAGAUGAUGAUUUAUGAAUUUGUUUCUUUAAGCUGUUUUAAUGAUUUUCUUUAAAUUUUAAUCUUAAAAAGAAGAUAUUGAAGAUGAUUUAUUUUAAAAUUCAUGAUGAAGUUGUUAUUUUAGAAAUAGAUGAUGAUGUUUUCUUUUAGAAAUAGAUGAUGAAGAUGUUGAACAUGAUGAUGUUGUUGAUGAUGAUAAAUUUCUAUAACAGAAAAGAAAGUAAUAAUUUAGGGAUUAAUUUUAGGUAAGGUUAUUUUUUAAUUUAAUUUAAAAAAAAAAAUUCCACCUAAGACUCAUUAAGUGACGUGGAAUGCCACAUAAGGGGAUCGCCGGAGCUAUGGUGGCCGGAGGGACGAGUCCAUUUUGUUUUUGAAAGUUUGAGGAUGGUUUUCAGAUAAUUUUCCGGCGAGGGACGAUUUUCAAAUCUCGCUUAAAGUGCAGGGAUGGUUAUAGUUUUUAAAGUGCAGGGACGAUUUUUAAAUCUCGCUUAUAGUUUUUAACUUCUUUUUUUUUUUUUUGAACUUCAUUAUCUUAAUUCAUUUGAGUGACUCCUAAUGAUUCACUUGAGUGAAUCUAAGCAUGUAAAUGAGGUUGGUAAAAAGCACAUCCUCCACAUUGUACGCUCUCAAAGUGUCCAGGUACCUGUUCCUGUUUUGAGUUUCAUGUUUGAAGUAACACUCUCAUUACUCAUUAUUACUUCCCUAAAUUCCUUUUCUUCAUGGAUUUCCUGGAUAAGCUGAAAUUGCGGAAGAAGAAGAAGGAAGAGAAAGAAGCUGAAGCCCCUCCUGUUUCAUGGUUCGAAACCUCUGUCUCUGUUUCUCGCCGCGUCCAGUUUGAACCCAAUGGCCAUCUCUCAGUAGAGCUUGUUGGUGAUACUAGACCAUUUUACCACAGGGUAUUUGAGUCUUUCCUGAAUAAAUUUUUCCCCUCAGGAUAUCCAUACAGUGUCAAUGAAGGGUACUUCAGGUUCACACAGUUUCGAGCACUGCAGCACAUUGCCAGUUCAGCACUAUCGGUGCUAUCAACCCAGUCACUGCUAUUUGCUGCAGGCUUGCGGCCCACUCCUGCACAAGCAACUGCUGUUAGUUGGAUUCUAAAGGAUGGUAUGGAACAUUUAGGGAACCUAAUAUGUAGUAAUUUGGGUGCAAGAAUGGAUUCAGAGCCCAAACAUUGGAGAGUUCUAGCUGAUGUGCUCUAUGAUUUAGGCACUGGCUUGGAAGUGCUUUCUCCCUUAUGUCCAUAUCUUUUUUUUGAGAUGGCAGGCCUAGGCAAUUUUGCGAAGGGGAUGGCAGUUGUUGCAGCAAAAGCUACAAGGUUACCUAUAUAUUCUUCAUUUGCUAAAGAAGGAAAUCUCAGUGAUCUAUAUGCUAAAGGGCAUGCUAUUUCAACUGUGUUUAAUGUUAUUGGAAUUGGAGUUGGGAUUCAAUUAGCAUCUACUAUAUGUGCGUCAAUGCAGGGAAAGUUGGUUGUAGGGCCUCUACUUUCAAUGAUACAUGUAUACAGCGUUUCUGAACAAAUGAGAGCAACUCCUGUGAACACCUUAAAUCCACAAAGAACUGCAAUGGUUGUUGCUGAUUUUCUCAAGGCAGGAAAUGUAUCAAGCCCUACUGAUCUAAGAUACCGCGAAGAUUUGUUAUUUCCUGGGCGGCUCAUCGAAGAUGCAGGAAAUGUAAGAGUGGGAAGGGCUUUGCACAAGGCUAUUAAGCCUUCAAGGCUUGUAGAACUACAACAAGUGUUUCCAGGGGAGAAGUUUCUUUUAAAUCGCGAAAAUAGAUGCAUUGACAUGGUGUUGGAGCAAGAUGCUACUGGUGAAGAUGCAUUGAGAGGGUGGCUAGUUUCUGCAUAUGCUGUACAAAUUGACAAGUCCUCUCAUGAACUAAGUGCCAGUGUUAUGCUACAGGCCUGUGAGAAGAUGAAUGAGGUCUUCCCUGUGUUUUUAAAAGAAUUACAGAAUAAAGGAUGGCAUACAGAUCGUUUUAUGGAUGGAACUGGAAGCCGCUUUGCACUGUAAUGUAGCACUAAAAAAAAUCCUAUGUGAUAUUGGAUAUAUUACAUCUAAUGGUUCAGAUUACUUCUUGAAGUUAACUUUAAUCUAGUAUUCUAUAUGUUAUUACAGUACUGCUACAUGGUAUUGGCAUGCUAUGCCCUUGGUUUUGGUGUAAUGUACACAUCAGUCUAUUCCUGCUAUGUAGAUUGCAUACAGAGGGGUGUUCUCAGCUAUUGUAACUGUCUCUGAUGUCUUUUUUCUCAUAUAUUGUGUAGUGCAUUGUAAUUAAACUCAGUCCAUUCAUCAACUAAACUCGACCAGGUCAUCAACUUGGUCGAGGUCUAUUGGAUCAUUGUUUCAAUUACUAGAUGGGUUGUAUUCUAUAA
Messenger RNA from Lotus japonicus, 3094 nucleotides. RefSeq names its product protein root UVB sensitive 2, chloroplastic-like. The record is from RefSeq and is a predicted model, not a curated record. The coding region runs from base 1440 to 2732 and encodes 430 amino acids. The transcript has 10 exons. Gene Ontology annotation, biological process: auxin polar transport; response to UV-B. Lineage: Eukaryota; Viridiplantae; Streptophyta; Magnoliopsida; Fabales; Fabaceae. Gene Ontology annotation, cellular component: chloroplast envelope.